CAGUGAACAAUCUAGUUGUCCAGCUUUUUGUAGUCUCUAUUAGGCUGUCAGACUGCAGCAAACUACCUGUGUGUGUCACUCACCUGUUGGCAAAGCAUUGGAUAUUGUACCAAGACACACAAGCAGUCUCAUUUAAAGCAUAAAGGAUGCCUUACAUCCAUCAAGAUCGACGUCAAAAUGACCCAAGUGUUCCUGAGACAGCCAAAAGCAUUCACUCAACUGGAAAAACCUAUGAAGAACUCAGACAGGAGUGUCUCAGGAAAGGGGUCCUAUUUGAAGAUGUGGACUUUCCCGCUAAUUAUUCCUCACUUUUCUACGGCGAGAAGCCUAAUAUCCCAUUUGAAUGGAAAAGACCUAAGGAAAUUGUUAAAAACCCUGAGUUUAUUGUAGGAGGCGCAACACGAACAGAUGUUUGUCAAGGAGACCUUGGAGACUGCUGGCUUUUAGCCGCUGUUGCUUCUCUGACGCUCAAUGAGAAGGUGAUGUCCAGAGUCGUACCACUUGAUCAAACAUUUGGUGCUGAUUAUGCUGGCAUAUUUCAUUUUCAGUUUUGGCAGCAUAACGAAUGGCUUGAUGUAGUGAUUGAUGACCGGCUGCCCACCUUUAGAAAUCGUCUGGUGUUUCUGCAUUCAGCUGAUCUGAAUGAGUUUUGGAGUGCUUUAUUGGAAAAGGCAUAUGCCAAACUGCACGGAAGCUAUGAAGCUUUAAAAGGAGGUAGUACAAUUGAAGCUAUGGAAGAUUUCACUGGUGGGGUUUCAGAAACCUAUGAAAAUAAAACUGCUCCAGCCAAUUAUUUUGAGAUCAUGGACAAAGCUCUUAAAAGAGGAUCACUUCUUGGCUGUUCUAUUGAUAUCACAAGUUCAGCUGAAACAGAAGCUAAAACUCCUCAAGGGCUUGUAAAGGGACAUGCAUAUUCCAUUACUGGCUUGGAUACGGUAAAUUACAGGGGUCAAAAAGUUCAACUUAUUAGAGUCAGGAACCCUUGGGGCCAGGUGGAGUGGAAUGGUGCUUGGAGUGAUAACUCUUCAGAGUGGAAUUUGAUUGACCCUGCAGAGAAAAAUCGCUUGUCUCAGACAUCACUUGAUGAUGGGGAAUUCUGGAUGAAAUUGGAAGAUUUCAAAAGAUACUUUGAUAAAGUUGAGAUUUGUAAUCUCACUCCUGAUGCUUUGGAUGAUGACACCCCACAAAAAUGGGAAGUCAUGGUUCACGAAGGAAGUUGGAUCAGGGGUUCUACAGCUGGAGGAUGCAGGAAUUUUUUAGAAACAUUUUGGACAAAUCCACAAAUCAAAUUGAGCCUAAAAGAAAAGGAUGAGGGACAAAAGGAAUGCACAUUCAUUGCAGCUCUGAUGCAAAAGAAUAGACGCAAAUUAAGAAAAGCAGGAGCUGACCUUUUAACAAUAGGAUAUGCUAUUUAUCAGAGUCCUGGUGCCGAAACACAGUUGACAAAAGACUUCUUCAAAUUUAGUGCUUCUAAGGCACGGAGCAAAACUUAUGUUAACCUGAGAGAAAUUUCUCAGAGAUUCAAGCUUCCACCUGGAGAUUAUGUUCUUGUUCCUACAACAUUUGAACCUCACCAAGAAGCAGACUUUUGCCUCAGAAUUUUUUCGGAGAAGAAAGCCGAUAUCAAAGAGAUUGAUGGAGAAAUAAAUGUUGAUCUUCCAGAUCCUCCAAAACCAAAUCCCCCUCAGAAGGAGACUGAAGAAGAGAGGCAGUUUCGCAGUCUAUUUGAACAAAUUGCUGGACAAGACCUGGAGGUUAAUGCAGAAGAGUUGCAACACAUCUUAAACUCUGUUCUACGGAGAACAAAGAACAUUCAAUUCAAGGAAUUGAGUCUUCUGUCAUGUUUAAACAUCAUUUCCCUGAUGGAUACCAGUGGCAACGGAAAGCUUGAAUUUGAUGAAUUCAAAAUUUUCUGGGACAAAAUGAAAAACUGGAUAGGUAUCUUUAUGUUGUAUGACACAGAUAAGUCAGGAACUAUGUCUUCAUAUGAACUUCGACUUGCUUUGAAAGCCGCAGGGUUUCAACUUAAUAAUAUUGUAUUGCAACUUGUGGUCCUACGUUAUGCUGAUGAGAAUUAUCAGAUAGAAUUUGAUGACUUUCUCAAUUGUCUGAUUCGUUUAGAAAAUGCUUGCAGGGUGUUUAAGGCUCUUGAUCAAAGCAAUGCAGAUUCCAUAAGUUUGAAACAGGCUGAGUUCAUCAGUCUUGCAAUGAACAUUUAAAUGGGAAGACGGACUGACGGCUAUGGAAAUGAAUUUACAGCAGUCUAUGGUUUAUGUUUGGGAGGUCUGAUAAAUUUAAGCCAUGAUAGAGACGAGAGAAGUUAUGUUCAAUAAAAUUGAGAUUUAAAAAUGUGACCUUGUACAGUUUUUUCUAGUGUACUUUCACAUAUAAAAAUAUCCAACAAAUCCCAAUAGCAAACUUAUAUAUGUUCUCGUAAGUUUACAAAUCCUGUACACAGUAAAAUAUGGUACAUUUCAUAAUGACUUCAUUCUGGAAAGAGAAUGUAGUUGGAUAGGGUUUAUUGACCCAAAAGCAUUAAUUACAAAUAAAAGUAAGGCUAUCGAUGAAUGAAUUAAUAUAACCUUUCACUAACAGCACGGUUAAUGCAUGGUUUGCAAAAUCUGGUAUAUAUUUGGUACAUAUGCAGGGUAUAUGGGUGAAAGUACUAUAACCAUAAAAUAUUUCCUCUUUAAAUACAUUUGAAUUAAACUUGGUUAAAUGUCUGUACUGAUUUUAUAUAGCAAUUUGUUAGCGUGUAUGGUUAUGGAGAAUAAAGUAAAUAAAUGAUUUUGAAUAAAA
Messenger RNA from Spea bombifrons (plains spadefoot toad), 2799 nucleotides. It is a transcript of the gene CAPN9, whose product is annotated as calpain 9. Lineage: Eukaryota; Metazoa; Chordata; Amphibia; Anura; Pelobatidae. Gene Ontology annotation, molecular function: calcium ion binding; calcium-dependent cysteine-type endopeptidase activity. The record is from RefSeq and is a predicted model, not a curated record. Gene Ontology annotation, cellular component: cytoplasm. Gene Ontology annotation, biological process: proteolysis. The transcript is spliced from 20 exons. Bases 147 to 2219 code for a protein of 690 amino acids.